UUGGCGCCGGGUGAAUACCACAUGGCUUACUGAGUAAAAUCUCCGGCUUAUAGACACAGAGCAUUGAUCAUAUUCAUUUUCAAUACAUAACUGCUUCUUUAGGAUAACAUAUUAAAUGCAGGAUACGGAGGACAUGGCGGCUGAAGCCGAGUUUGAAGAAGAAGAGCCUUCUUUCAGUGAUCCGGAGGAUUUCGUGGAUGACAUCGAUGACGAGGAGCUUUUGGAGGAUAUCUUGAGGGAGAGGCCACAGGAAGCUGAUGGCAUUGACUCUGUGGUGGUGGUGGACAAUGUCCCCCAGGUUGGACCCGAACGCCAGGAGAAACUGAAAAAUGUGAUCCAUAAGAUUUUCUCCAAGUUUGGUAAAAUUACCAAUGAAUUCUACCCUGAAGCUGAAGGCAAGACCAAAGGGUAUAUUUUUCUGGAGUAUGCCUCACCUAAUCAGGCACUUGAAGCUGUGAAAAAUGCUGACGGUUAUAAGCUGGACAAGCAACACACCUUCCGGGUGAAUGUCUUCACUGACUUUGAUAAGUACAUGAAUAUUAGCGAUGAGUGGGAACCACCUGAGAAGCAGCCAUUCAAAGACUUUGGAAAUCUGCGACACUGGAUGGAGGACCCUGACUGUCGGGAUCAGUACAGUGUGAUUUAUGAAUCUGGGGAAAGAACCGGCAUAUUUUCCAACGAUGUCAAGGAACCAAUCACAGUUGAGGAGAGAGCUCGGUGGACAGAGACAUAUGUGCGCUGGUCCCCUAAAGGGACCUACUUGGCCACAUUUCAUCAGCGGGGUAUUGCUUUGUGGGGUGGAGAGAAAUUCAAACAGAUCCAAAGGUUCAGUCACCAGGGGGUCCAACUCAUUGACUUCUCACCCUGUGAAAGAUACAUGGUCACAUUCAGCCCUCUAAUGGACACGAAAGAUGAUCCUCAGGCCAUUAUAAUCUGGGAUGUCCUGACAGGGCAGAAGAAGAGAGGCUUCCACUGUGAGAGUUCUGCUCAUUGGCCGAUCUUCAAGUGGAGUCAUGAUGGAAAAUUCUUUGCCAGAAUGACUCAAGACACACUCAGUAUCUAUGAAACACCGUCAAUGGGACUCUUGGACAAGAAGAGUUUGAAAAUCAAUGGGAUAAAGGAUUUCUCCUGGUCCCCAGGCGACAACAUCAUUGCGUUCUGGGUACCGGAGGAUAAAGACAUUCCAGCAAGGGUGACGCUCAUGCAGCUUCCAUCCAGACAUGAGAUCAGAGUUCGCAACCUGUUCAAUGUCGUGGACUGUAAGCUUCACUGGCAGAAGCAAGGGGAUUACCUCUGUGUGAAGGUUGACAGGACUCCCAAAGGCACACAGGGAGUUGUGACCAACUUUGAAAUCUUCAGGAUGAGGGAAAAGCAGGUUCCGGUAGAUGUGGUGGAAAUGAAAGAGAGCAUCAUUGCCUUUGCCUGGGAGCCAAAUGGGAGCAAGUUUGCUGUGCUGCACGGGGAAUCUCCGAGGAUAAAUGCUUCGUUUUACCACGUGAAGAACAACGGCAAAAUUGAAUUGAUAAAAAUGUUUGACAAACAGCAAGCAAACAGCAUUUUCUGGAGUCCACAAGGGCAGUUCCUGGUGUUGGCUGGAUUAAGGAGCAUGAAUGGCGCUCUGGCAUUUGUCGACACAUCAGACUGUACGAUGAUGAACAUUGCAGAGCAUUACAUGGCAUCAGAUGUUGAAUGGGACCCAACAGGCCGCUAUGUGGUCACCUCUGUCUCCUGGUGGAGCCACAAGGUGGACAACGCAUUUUGGCUUUGGACAUUCCAAGGACGCCUUCUGCAGAAGAACAACAAGGAUCGGUUCUGCCAGCUACUGUGGAGACCACGCCCACCCACUCUUCUCAGCCAGGACCAGAUCAAGCUUAUCAAGAAGGAUCUGAAGAAGUACUCAAAGAUCUUUGAGCAGAAGGAUCGGCUGAGUCAGUCCAAGGCAUCCAAGGAAUUGGUUGACAAGAGACGUGCUAUGAUGGAAGAAUAUCGUAGAUACCGUGAGAGCGCGAUGCAGAUGUAUCAGGAGCAGAGAAGUCUGCGUCUGGAACUCAGGGGAGGUGUAGACACAGAUGAACUUGACAGCAAUGUUGAUGAUUGGGAGGAGGAGACCAUUGAAUUUUUCAUCAAUGAAGAAAUUAUUCCACUUGGCGAUCUGGAAUAAUCCCAAU
Messenger RNA from Megalops cyprinoides (Indo-Pacific tarpon), 2168 nucleotides. Its product is annotated as eukaryotic translation initiation factor 3 subunit B-like. The record is from RefSeq and is a predicted model, not a curated record. Gene Ontology annotation, cellular component: eukaryotic translation initiation factor 3 complex. Gene Ontology annotation, molecular function: RNA binding; translation initiation factor activity; translation initiation factor binding. The transcript is spliced from 18 exons. Gene Ontology annotation, biological process: translational initiation. The coding region runs from base 116 to 2161 and encodes 681 amino acids. Lineage: Eukaryota; Metazoa; Chordata; Actinopteri; Elopiformes; Megalopidae.